AUAAUGUACUGUACAGUACAUAUAAUCAUCAUUUAGAAUAACUUUGCAUUUGAUUAUUUUAUCAUAUACUAAAAAUUUAUUUUCAAACUAGGAAUCUGGUUCCUCUUUUGGGUCGAUUUAGUGAGCUUCCUGGCCUUUUAUGUAAAGAAGGCAUUGAAAAAGAAAGCAUAGAUGGAAUAUUAUUUGAUGUGGGUUGUUCUUCAAUGCAGUUUAGCAAUCCCCAAAGAGGUUUUGCUUUAAGUGCAAAUGGACCAUUAGACAUGAGAAUGGAUGGAGAAAGAUUUCCAAAUCAACCUACAGCUUCAGAUGUAGUUAAUAAUUUAGAUUUUCCAAGCUUAGUUAAAAUAUUUAAAAUAUAUGGAGAAGAGAGAUAUGCCAAAAAAAUUGCUCAGGUGCUUAUCGAUGCUCGUUUUAUGAUGAAAAAAAUUAGGACAACACAGGAACUAGCAGAUAUUGUUUCUGUUGUUGUUACAGAGCCUAGACUAGAUAAGUUGGAAAGAAAAGCUCAUUCUGCUACUAAAGUAUUUCAGGCCCUGCGCAUUUUUGUUAAUAAUGAGCUUAAUGAACUUAAUUAUGGAAUGGAAAUGGCGUAUCAAUAUUUAAAACGUGGUGGCAGAGUUGUCACAUUGACAUUUCAUUCGCUAGAAGAUCGUAUCAUUAAACGUCACUUGAUGGAUAUCGAUAUUAAUGAACCCGUCAGUUCUUCAUUGAGUCAAAAAUAUAAAAAUGCAAGUUUGUGGCAUUCUGAAGAAAACAUGAAAGAUAUAAUGUCCAAAAGGUGGUGUCCCAUCAACAAAAAGGUGAUAACUCCUACCGAAGAAGAAAUAGAACUAAAUCCAAGGAGUCGUUCGGCAAAAUUACGAGCUGCAAUGAAAAUUUAAACAGAAAUUCUUAAAAAUUUUAUUUUUAUUUUGUGA
Molecule: messenger RNA, 917 nt
Organism: Centruroides sculpturatus (bark scorpion)
Lineage: Eukaryota; Metazoa; Arthropoda; Arachnida; Scorpiones; Buthidae
Product: probable methyltransferase-like protein 15
Exons: 3
Coding region: 204-881 (225 amino acids)
Biological process (GO): rRNA base methylation
Molecular function (GO): rRNA (cytosine-N4-)-methyltransferase activity
Source: RefSeq, a predicted model, not a curated record